Molecule: messenger RNA, 177 nt
Organism: Sodiomyces alkalinus F11
Lineage: Eukaryota; Fungi; Ascomycota; Sordariomycetes; Glomerellales; Plectosphaerellaceae
Exons: 1
Source: RefSeq, a predicted model, not a curated record
CUCGAUAAAACUAUAUCUUUUAAGUCCUAUAUUAAGAUAAGAGCGGCUAAGGCAUACUCCACGGCCGGCUAUAUAAGAGGACUAAACAGAGUUAUCUCUACAGCACCCCUAUCCGCUGUACGGAAGGCCAUCCACACGAUUAUACUCCCGAAGACCUUUUUCGGCGCCGAAGUAUAG